AUGGAAACGGAGAGUAAUAGCAAGCUUCCAUUUUUGCGCACUCAGCUGCUCAACAAACGCACACAUGUUGAGACUAAAGUGUACAUUAAACCCACAAAUACUGGCCUCCUGCUGAAUUGCAAGAGCCAUGUAGACGACCGGUACAAACUCGGGUUACUCAAAACUAUGCUUGAUCGAGCAUUUCGGCUUUCAUUUAAUCGGUGUUACUUCUCUGAAGAAUGUGAUCGACUGAAAUUAUUGUUUUUUCGACUGAAAUAUCCUGACAAACUUGUCAACUCUACUUUUUCCACGUUUUAUUGCCGCCAGAGCAUCGGAUCAACCUGUUUCGUCACCGACUAUCAGCGAUCGAACAGAUCCCAUCCGUGCUGUCCAACCGUUUAA
Pocillopora meandrina is the source of this 381-nucleotide messenger RNA. The record is from the annotation of a GenBank genome assembly. Lineage: Eukaryota; Metazoa; Cnidaria; Anthozoa; Scleractinia; Pocilloporidae.